AUGGACACUCCGAAGUCAACAAUGCUCGAACUACCAUUCGAGCUGCAAGAGCAGAUUCUGUCGCGAAUGCACCCCCUGGAUCGUUUGUCUUUCGGCUUGACCUGUCGUCGCUUAGCUGACCUCAUGUACAUGUCGAGCUACCUGAAGGAAAUCCUGUUCGUCAUACGAGGGGGUUCCGCAGAAUUGUGCAAAAGCCUCCUGAUGAGGAGUCGACGGAAGUAUUGGAACCUCAAGGUACACCGAACCGACUUGAGCGAGUUCGACGCAGAGUUCUGGUCGAGGGUCGGUGGUGAAAUUCGUACUUUGGAAAUUUAUCGUUGCCGAUGGUCGACCGCAAAUCUUCAUGCAAUCCUACAACAUUGCACGAACUUGGAAUCUUUCGAGUUCGGAGGUUGGCUUCCACUCGCUCUCCAGGUCGAGGCUCCUGACAACGUCUACCUGAUGUCAGCGGUCAACAUCCGACAUCUACAUCUCGACAUCAGUCUUACGGUGGACUCACUUGAUCGCUUGCUUCAAUGGAUGCCCAAGUUGACGUCUGUGUCUUUGUCCCGGCUCCCCGUGUUGAAGACUGGAGAGACCCUACGCGACAUCCCCAGCAUAUUAGAGUCUCAACAGAGAUUGACGAGGCUGCAGAUGACCAUAGAAGGGGUGGACGAUUCGGUCGCGAUCAGGCUCGUGAAGAAACACUCGACUUGUCUCCGAGAACUGCGCAUGCAUUAUAGGUAUCGCCCAACGGAAGGGAUGAUGAGUGCAAUCUGUGAGUGUGAGAAGCUGCGCAUCCUUUCUAUGCAGGGGGUCCGCGGCGAGAUUUGGCCUGAGAGGCUGUUUUCCGAGUGUCCUGAUUUGGAGACUUUGGAUGUCACACUGAUAGGCGCGACUGGUCUCUGCCACCGCAUGGAGCGUCUGAAGAAGCUCCGUGAGCUGAGACUUCCUUCUGAUACGACCCCAGACUGGGCUGGCAUUUCGGAUUGCCUCUCGACUCUGAGGAUGAUGGAGGUGCGGCUUAUUCCUGACAGCCUCGAGCAGUAUCAAAACCUUUCCCGCUUUAAAGAACUUCGAGCUUUGACCCUGAGCGGCGUGGAACCGACCCCCGAAUGCUUCGCUGUGCUGGUAGAGAAUUUGGACAAGCUGGAGCAAUUCGAGCUCGAGUGCGAGAAUCUCACCGACUCGGACGGGGUCAAGUUCAAUCUCCUUAGGAAUUUGCGGAGGUUGAAGCUCAACAGCGCCUCUGGCUUCACGGACGUGACGUUCGAGAGCGGUAUCGGGUCGCCGGCGCUCGAAAAACUCGCCUUGGAAUGUUGUCUCCUGAGCGACGAAGGCCUCGCGAGGAUAGCUGCUCACCACCGUAAAAUGACCGAGAUCGUUCUCACAAGUUGCAACGCUUUGACGGACGAUGGGGUCCUGAAUUUUCUCCAACGAGAAUAUACCCUGCGACGUCUCGCACUGAACAAAUGCGCCGCACUCACGGAGGGCACUGUGAGCGCUGUCGCGACCGUGUGUCCCAGACUCCGGUCUUUCCGCUGGAUUUCUUAUCCAGGAUUGAGCAGAGAGACGGUGACCCAAUUCGUGCAGAGGAGACCAGAAAUCGAAAUUCUUGAAAUUUGA
Galendromus occidentalis (western predatory mite) is the source of this 1605-nucleotide messenger RNA. RefSeq lists its product as uncharacterized. NCBI's taxonomy places the organism in Eukaryota, Metazoa, Arthropoda, Arachnida, Mesostigmata, Phytoseiidae. Gene Ontology annotation, cellular component: SCF ubiquitin ligase complex. Gene Ontology annotation, molecular function: protein binding. The record is from RefSeq and is a predicted model, not a curated record. The transcript has 4 exons. The coding region runs from base 1 to 1605 and encodes 534 amino acids. Gene Ontology annotation, biological process: SCF-dependent proteasomal ubiquitin-dependent protein catabolic process.